This is a messenger RNA of Exophiala bonariae, 1260 nucleotides long. RefSeq lists its product as uncharacterized. The record is from RefSeq and is a predicted model, not a curated record. Lineage: Eukaryota; Fungi; Ascomycota; Eurotiomycetes; Chaetothyriales; Herpotrichiellaceae. Bases 1 to 1260 code for a protein of 419 amino acids. Gene Ontology annotation, biological process: L-tyrosine catabolic process. The transcript has 2 exons. Gene Ontology annotation, molecular function: 4-hydroxyphenylpyruvate dioxygenase activity.
AUGGCCCCAAUAGCCCUAGAUGAUAUAUCUCCCCCUCCAUCUGUGCUUGGAAAGACCAGUUAUAAGGACACCUCCCAAAGGUCACAACUCCCACAAGAUACCAAGCAAGUUGCAAGCUACAGAGGCUAUGAUAAUGUACAUUGGUAUGUGGGUAAUGCAAAGCAGGCAGCCACCUUCUAUGUUACUAGAAUGGGUUUCGAGAGGGUGGCUUAUCGAGGUCUCGAAACAGGAUCUCGGGUGGUCGCAUCGCAUGUUGUUCGAAAUGGCGACGUAACAUUUGUCCUUACUUCACCUCUCCAGAGCCCGGAUACUAAGAGUACGUCACUUUCAGAAGAAGAUCGACAACUCCUGAGAGCGAUCCAUGAUCACCUAAGAGCACACGGAGAUGCAGUGGUUGAUGUGGCAUUUGAGGUCGACAAUGUCCAUGCAGUCUACGAUGCGGCGGUGGCAAAGGGAGCUUUAAAGGUCUCCGCGCCUACUACCAUAAGCGAUGAUUUCGGAUCUGUAACUCACGCAACGAUUCGGACCUAUGGAGAUACCACACAUACACUCGUACAACGCAGCCAAUAUCAGGGAGUUUUCCUUCCUGGGUACCGCGCCGUGACUGAGACCGAAAGAAGCGCCAAGUAUCUGCCACGAGUAGAUUUGAUGGCCAUUGAUCAUUGCGUUGGUAACCAGGACUGGAACGAAAUGGAGGCAGCCUGCGACUACUAUGAAAAGACUCUAGGGUUCCACAGAUUUUGGUCGGUCGACGACAAGGAUAUAUGCACAGAAUAUUCGGCCCUGAAGUCAAUCGUCAUGGCUAGUCCAGACGAAAAGAUCAAAAUGCCUAUCAAUGAACCAGCAACAGGGAUCAGAAAAUCACAAAUCGAAGAAUAUGUCGAUUUCUACAACGGUGCUGGAGUUCAACACAUAGCCCUCCGGACAGACGACAUAAUAGCAGCGGUCACUAACUUGAAGGAACGAGGAGUUGAUUUUAUCUCUGUGCCAGAUACCUACUAUGAGUCGAUGGCCAAAAGAUUGCAAAGUGCAGGUAUGAAACUAGACGAAGAUUUCGCCGCCUUGCAGAAACUGGGCAUUCUCAUCGACUUCGACGAAGGGGGCUACCUUUUACAACUAUUCACAAAACAUCUUAUGGAUAGGCCGACAGUCUUCAUUGAGAUCAUCCAAAGGAACAACUUCUCAGGCUUCGGAGCGGGCAACUUCAAAUCGUUGUUUGAAGCAAUUGAACGGGAGCAGAUGGCCAGGGGGAACCUAUGA